GUGGCUGUGGCGAUCGUCAAGCAGAUGAGUCUCCGCACGUAACUUUGCUGCCGUUUUGCUAUUAAGCGUGUGUUUGAUCGAGCUAUCCGUGUGUGAGAGGAUCAGUAUACCGCAUAAACAUGCCGGGCGGGAAGCGAAAGAAGUUCAUCGACAAGAAGAACGCCGUAACUUUCCAACUGGUUCAUCGUAGCCAGAAGGAUCCUCUGCAGGCCGAUGAAACAGCGCCUAAGCAUGUCCUACUUGAAAAGCGAACCGGGCGACCAUUCACUGGAGACGACAGGCCAGGCCACGUUCCAGCAUCUGAUGAGAAGAGGAAAGAAGAACAGCGUAAAUUUGGUAUCUACUUCGAUGACGACUACAAUUACCUCCAACAUCUUAGAGAUGUCAACAUUGUGGCAGACUGGGAGCCAGUCAUCCAUAGGGUGCGCAUCCCAGCUGGACAGAGUGGUGACGCCAAGGCAAAAAAGGAAAUCAGACUACCUUCAUCAGUCUUUCAGUCAACUGUUGAAGAGAAAGAAGGCCUACUGAACAAAGCAGUACCACAAGUGGGACCAAGGCCUGACUGGGACCCAGAUGUUGUGGCAGCUUUAGAUGAUGAUUUUGACUUUGAAGAUGAUGAAAAUAUUCUUGAGGACGAUUUUAUACAACUUGCUGAUGGACCUGUUGACGAUGCUGCUGUUGAUGAUGAAGAGACUGAUAGUUGUGAUGAUGAGGAAGACUAUUCUGCAUCAUCUGAAGGGAGUGAAGAGCGCUUCUCUUUCACUGAAGAAGAAACACAGUCGAGGUUUACAAGCUACUCAAUGUCGUCGUCUGUGAUCCGAAGAACUGAAGGGCUCAAGACCCUCGAUGAACGCUUUGAAGAGAUGUUCAAGCAGUAUGAUGACCUGGAAGUUGGAGCGCUAGACGGCGAGGAGAUUGAAGGCUAUGUCCAACCUGACAGUGAGAUUAUGAAGGCUCUAGUAGCGGAUUUUCAGCACAUGAAACAGCUUCCGACGUUGAAAGAGGUGACGUUAGACAAAGGGAGUGCCAGGAGUGCUGUGAACAUGGCUGCCAUUAAAGAGGAAGAUGAUGAAAUGGUAGACAUGCAAAUCAGCUCUGAUGCACCCAAGGAACGUUGGGACUGCGAGUCCAUCAUAAGUACCUAUUCAAACCUUUACAACCAUCCAAAACUUAUUACAGAACCAAAGAAGGAAAAGGUAAAGGUGUCGGCAAGAACAGGCAUUCCCAUUAAAGAAAAAGGAGGCCUGAGUCGCCAGGGACUGAAGCAGUUGGACCGCGAGUUUGAAAGCAGCUCCGACGAAGAAUUGCGGUCACGAACAUCAGUGGCAUCCAGCAUCCGUCCAAAGGACGAGACCCCCGAGCAGCGAAGGGAGCGAAAGGCUGCAGUGCGAGCCAUGCGACGCGAACGCAGGGCCGAAAAGAAGGCCAACUCGGAAGCCUUCAAGGCCGAAAUGCUUAGACAAGAGAGGAUGAUGGCCAACGUGCGCCAGAACCUCAAUUCUAUGCGGCUUUAUUGAGCUCAAAUAAAAACAGGAUUUUUGUACAGGAAGAGGCAACUUGGCCAAUGUGCGAGUUGCACAAUAAAACUACCCAUUUCAACCUC
Dermacentor andersoni is the source of this 1603-nucleotide messenger RNA. RefSeq names its product LTV1 ribosome biogenesis factor (gene LTV1). Gene Ontology annotation, biological process: ribosomal small subunit biogenesis; ribosomal small subunit export from nucleus. NCBI's taxonomy places the organism in Eukaryota, Metazoa, Arthropoda, Arachnida, Ixodida, Ixodidae. Gene Ontology annotation, cellular component: nucleus; cytosol; preribosome, small subunit precursor. The record is from RefSeq and is a predicted model, not a curated record.